This is a messenger RNA of Cyprinodon tularosa, 1143 nucleotides long. Its product is annotated as tropomyosin beta chain. The transcript is spliced from 9 exons. NCBI's taxonomy places the organism in Eukaryota, Metazoa, Chordata, Actinopteri, Cyprinodontiformes, Cyprinodontidae. Gene Ontology annotation, molecular function: actin filament binding. The record is from RefSeq and is a predicted model, not a curated record. Gene Ontology annotation, cellular component: actin filament. The coding region runs from base 104 to 958 and encodes 284 amino acids. Gene Ontology annotation, biological process: muscle contraction; actin filament organization.
GAAGCCUUUAUCCUCACAGCGAGCUCCUGCACUCCUGUCUGCGUCCGGAUAACCGAGCCGUCUUCUCUGCUGUGCUGCUGGGAGCCAGAAUACAAACCCGACCAUGGAGGCCAUCAAGAAGAAAAUGCAGAUGCUGAAGCUGGACAAGGAGAACGCCAUAGACCGCGCAGAGCAGGCAGAGGUGGACAAGAAGGGAGCUGAGGACAAAUGCAAACUGCUGGAGGAGGAGCUGCUGGGUCUGCAGAAGAAGCUGAAAGGAGUGGAAGAUGAGCUGGACAAAUACUCAGAGUCCCUGAAGGAUGCCCAGGAGAAGCUGGAGCAGGCAGAGAAGAAGGCAACAGAUGCGGAGGCAGAGGUGGCCUCCCUGAACAGGAGGAUCCAGCUGGUGGAGGAGGAGUUGGACCGAGCUCAGGAGAGGCUGGCUACUGCUCUGCAGAAGCUGGAGGAGGCAGAGAAAGCUGCAGACGAGAGCGAGAGAGGAAUGAAGGUGAUAGAGAACAGAGCAACAAAAGACGAGGAGAAGAUGGAGAUCCAGGAGAUGCAGCUGAAGGAGGCCAAACACAUCGCUGAGGAGGCCGACCGUAAAUAUGAAGAGGUGGCACGGAAACUGGUGAUUCUGGAGGGAGAUCUGGAGCGUUCAGAGGAGCGCGCUGAGGUGGCUGAGGCUAAAUCGGCUGACCUAGAGGAAGAGUUGAAAAAUGUCACCAACAACCUGAAGUCUCUGGAAGCCCAGGCUGAGAAGUACUCCCAAAAGGAGGACAAAUAUGAGGAGGAGAUCAAAGUGCUGACAGAGAAGCUGAAGGAGGCUGAAACCAGAGCAGAGUUUGCAGAGCGGUCUGUCGCCAAGCUAGAAAAAACCAUCGAUGACCUUGAAGAUGAAGUGUAUGCUCAGAAACUGAAGGGCAAGGCUCUGAGCGAGGAGCUGGACCUGGCUCUCAACGACAUGACCACACUGUAGAGGCUCCUCUCAGAUCCUCCUCUGCUCUCCCUUCUCCUCCUUACGUCUUUCUUCCAAAGAGCAGCCAUUUUCUCCUUUCUUAAUCUGCUACCUGUCCUCAGGUCUCAAGUUAAAGUCAUGUAUGAAGUAUUUAUUAAAAUCUGCUUCCCUUCAUUUCCGUAAUAAAACUUUUUAUCAGGAUCUAA